Messenger RNA from Rhipicephalus sanguineus (brown dog tick), 769 nucleotides. RefSeq lists its product as uncharacterized. Bases 58 to 624 code for a protein of 188 amino acids. The transcript has a single exon. The record is from RefSeq and is a predicted model, not a curated record. NCBI's taxonomy places the organism in Eukaryota, Metazoa, Arthropoda, Arachnida, Ixodida, Ixodidae.
ACUGUGAUCGAGUACGUAGAACACUUUAAAUCAUUAGGAAUAACGUUCAGUAAUACAAUGUCAUGGGAUGCACAUGUUAAUAAUCUUUCUUCAACACUCUCUAGAAUCACAGGAAUCACUUCGCGUAACAGAUAUAUUUUUCCAACCAAAACUAAGCUUACUUUGUACUAUGCUUUCUUUUAUUCCCACAUAAGCUAUUGCCUGCUAGUCUGGGGCAAUACAACGUUGUCAAACAUACUAAAACUACAAACCCUGCAAAAGAAAAUGCUCCGCGCAAUUGUAAAUGGGUCCUAUGAUUCGCCCACUAAGCAUAUCUUCCUGCAAUAUAAUAUUGUACCUGUAAACAAAUUAUUCGACUACAGAUUUGCAUGUUUUUAUAAAACAAUAACAAGAACAAAUGAUUCCUUUUUUUCUAAAAUUGUUCCACUUGCGUUUCGCCACUCAUCAUAUGACACCAGAGUACAAUGUAGUUACGUAUUACCAAAGUGUAGAACAAAUUAUGGUUUUUCUAUGUUGAGUUAUACUGUGCCAAAGUUCUUAAAUACCUCAUUUUAUGACUGCCUAAAUACUAUGUCUCGUUCUGCCAUUCGCAAGAGCAUUAUUCGGCAAUCUGUGCCAACGUAAUAUCAAAUGUUUUCAUGUCUUCAUACAUUGUAUCAAUUUGUUAUUGUUUUACACUCACAGUACUGUUGCCAAUUAUGACACAUAGGUCUUUUUGUCAAUAUUAUUAUUUUUUUUAUUUAGCUUUUAUUCGUUUUUUUUUGCAACU